This is a messenger RNA of Durusdinium trenchii, 728 nucleotides long. The record is from the annotation of a GenBank genome assembly. Lineage: Eukaryota; Dinophyceae; Suessiales; Symbiodiniaceae.
UUCACGGUUGAAGUUCUACUACCGAGGACCCGAUACUGGAGAUGAAUGGGCAUUGGUAUGUUCUGGAGGCGCCAGCACUUGCUCCCCGCUGGACCCCCCCCCACAAGCCAGAGAUUACAGUCUUUGGUGACAAUCCCAGCUAUUUCUUGAAAAAUGCCUCGGCGGACUAUGAAGAUCCUGGAUCCCAAUGCUUGAGCGGCGACGAGGACUCCGUCAACAGAUGGGCCUGGGAGGUCGUUCUGAAGAAACCAUCUCUGGGGACCACUGGCACCUUCUAUACGAACUACACCUGCGAGGAUAGCUAUGGCCUUAUCGACACGGCAAACCGUGAGGUGAUUAUACGCGAUGUGCCAUCCAUCACAUUGAUCGGGCCAACGCCGUUUGUGUUACUCAAGGAUGAUACCUUUUCCGAUCCACAGGCCUGUUGUUUGGACUUUGCGGGGAACAGCCUCUCAGUGGUGUCCUUCCAGUCAGUCACCAGCGACGAAGGGGUCUACGAGACCAGUUACACCUGUGUGGACCCCUUGAUCAGCUACAUGGUCACCGCAAAUCGUCAAGUGGUUGUCAACACCGAGCCUGUUAUCGAGUUGCUGGGCGACAGCACGGUGAAGAUCACCAAGGGAACCGGAUAUGUGGAUGAUGGUAUAGUAUGUCAUGACGCUGAAGAUGGGCUCAUCACCAACAUUCGCCCGGACAAUGAAGAGAAGCCUGGAUCAAUUUGCAAAUGA